Molecule: messenger RNA, 3991 nt
Organism: Oncorhynchus masou masou (cherry salmon)
Lineage: Eukaryota; Metazoa; Chordata; Actinopteri; Salmoniformes; Salmonidae
Product: raftlin-2-like
Exons: 8
Coding region: 507-1841 (444 amino acids)
Source: RefSeq, a predicted model, not a curated record
UUCUCCCUCCUGCGAGCAGCCACGCUUUGGCUUUCAUGAAUCACUCACACAUUUAUUAUUCGGCUUUACUAAAAUCACUCUCGUUUUUUUAAGUGGAUGAUACGAAUAAUAUAAUUUGAUAGCCGAAAAUAAAACUAAAAGUGGAUUUGUUGCGGAUAAGUCGACGUUAGCAACAAAGUAGCCGCUCGCGCGCAGUGGUGGAGUUCUCAAUUAUUGUAACUUUUUAUGUUUUUUUUUCUCCAAAGAACGAGAGCUUCACGCUUUUAGGCGCACGGUGCGUUGAAAAAUAACUAUUUACAGAAAAUAUAAAAUAGCAUAUUUUUUAUUGUGCGUUCUUUGGUUGCCUAUGACAGUGGUUAUCCGGGGGCAACGUCUAACAGCUUUAUAGCGUCAACCCACCCUGGAUGGAGCAAUCCGGUUAACUUUAUAGCAAUAGCAAAACUCUGUUUGUAGAUCAAUUGUCAUCGUGCACGGUUAGUGUGAGCUGGAUAUCCCGCCACGGCACUAUGGGCUGCGGGUUGAGGAAACUGGAAGACCCAGAGGACAGUAGCCCCGGGAAGAUAUACUCCACUCUGAAGAGACCGCAAGUGGAGACCAUAACAGACACCGUUUACGAGUAUGUGCUACUGGACUUCAGUUUUGAAGGUAGUCGCCCCACUGUGCAGUAUAUGUCCUCUCUGUGUGAGCUGCCACAGGCCCUGCAGCCCUACUACAUCCAGGGCUAUGUCCUCACCACCCUACAUCCCAUUAUCCUCUCUGUUGGACGCACACGCUCCCUGCCCUUCAGCAUGCUCUACCGAGCCAUCCUCACCCGCCCACGACCCAGCAAGCAGGCGGUGUCCAUGUGUCACAGUGUUCCGGUGUUGAAGGUGGAGGAGUGGCCUAUCACAGGACAGUCUCUGACGGGUGACAAUGUUAGAGCACUGAUUGACAGGGUGAACAGUCAUGCCCAGGGGGGCGUGAGGUUUGUGGGCUCGGUGCUCCAGCCGGCUGGAGGAGGGGCCAGUAACGAUAGGAUGCCUAGCCCCAGGAGGGGCUGCCGAUCACUCCCACGCACUCCUCCAUGUACCCCUCCUGGUGAUGGAGACACAGACCUGGAGGAGCACAGCCCUACCAACAGCCCUGACCUGAGGUUGCUGGUGUUUUUCCACUCGUGGGCACCAGGCUGUGCUCCUCUGGAUGCUCUGGCCUGCCAGUACCACCAGGGGGCGCUGUCUAUGCGCGUGUCCAGGAAGGGUCAGAUGGUCAGCUCGCUGGAGGCCGAUUGGCUGGCGCUGACUGCAGCCUACUACCGCAAAGGCUGGUCAUUGGUGGACUCGUUUGUGUACUGGGACACACCCAAAGGUGAGCCCGAGCCCAGGUCACUAGAGGGGCUGUUUGUCUAUGAGGAGAGAAGCACUGCCCCUCCUGCCAAUGACACUAUCGUAGUGGAGCAGUGGAUCGCCAUCGAGGGUUCUGAUGUGAAGACAGAUUACGGGCCACUCCUUCACACACUGGCUGAGUUCGGCUGGCUGCUCACCUGUGUCCUGCCCACACAUAUCAUCCGCCAUGACAGUGAUGGUAACCUGGCAACCAAGCAUGUGGUGUUCCUACAGAGACCAAUCAAGACCUCUUCAAUACCACAGAGGAACCAUGCCGGGUCCAUUCAGAGCGACGUGUCCACUCGCUCUGUGAGUCGAGGUGUGGACAGCCCCCUAACACCCCCCAAUGUGGAGUUGUCCCCCACCGCUGGGGGUAUCGGGGGUUUCCCUGUCUUCGGAGGGGGGUACCCCAGCACCCUGUCCCACCUAGAGGGGGGCUUCGAGCAUGAUGACGGGGCAGCAGAGGUGACCUGCAUGUGACCCCUGAAUUGGACACAUAUACACCCCCAUCUAUCCUCUAAUCGCUUCCCUAACCAAGAAGACUAGAAAAGAUUAGAAAAGCAAAACUUGGCACUGUUUUUUAAAAUGAUGAAGUGUUAUUUUUAUACAUUUUGUUGGGAAAAGCAAGCUGUCGAGACACCUUUGUUCGUACCCUCACACAUAUGCACUUAACAGUCCAGAUUCACACAUCUCACCGUUCACACAGCACCUUUUUCAUAUGAGAAAGAACACACAUUCACACAACUGUGACCAGCAGAAAGCACAGGACAUCUCCACAAUGACCGGGGGAACCAGGAAGAAGCUUCCAUGCAGACAAACACAGACCACUGGAUUGAACUCUGACCAACUACACACCUGGUUGUUGGAACGUGUCCCCAUGUUUUGGGACCCCCUCCCCAAGAACUGCCAACACCUCGGUUCAAUACAACUUUCUCAUCCUCUGACGUGUAACAUCACACCUACUCUGGCACAUGGUGACACGGGCCAGAAGCACAGCUACAUUGGGUUGAAUACAUUGUAGUGCAGCUGACUAGGUAUUCCCUUUCCUGCCACCAGCUCCUCUCCCCUGUUGUCUCAAACACACCCAGCUGGAUGGAAACGUACCAGGUGGACAAAUACACGCUCGCUGUGUGUUGGUGCUACUGUCCAGGGCCUUGCAGCAUUCAGCAAUAUUAUUCAAACAGACAUCUUCCUGUGAUAGUUGUCAAACUAGGGGUGUUUGAGUUCAGGCCUAGAGAAGAUUAUCUGUACAGUAAUUGCAUGGGUGAGUUUUAUUUCCACAUAAGACUGCCAAGCCACAGGGUUGCCUGGGAAUGAAUUGAUAACAUACUGAACCUUCUCUAGAUAUGUACAUUAGGGCUAUACAUGUAUUGUCUGAUUGGUGCUUAAAUCUAUUGUUCACUGAUCUGUUCAGGAUGUCAUCAUUAGUGUGCAUUUUUUAUUCAUUGGCAUCAGAUUCUAUUCCUGCACUUAUUGUCAUUAGAAACAGCUGGUAGUUAUUUUAUGGUACUGGUUAUCAGGCCUCAAUUGUUUUCAUUCUGCCCAGUGAUUCCUUUCCUCAGACAAAGGCCCUAUUGUGUUACUAAGGGAGAUGGUAUUUGUGUAAGAGAACACCACAAUGAUGGACAUUUGUAAUUAUACAAUCCUUGUUUUGGGGAUGGUGAAAGAAAUCAGUGUUUUCAUUUGAGAAUUUGUAAUAUUUUGCUUCCUUUUGUCAUCAGUGUUUUUCUCCUUAUUCAGCUGUGUCCACUUUAGAAAAACACAUGCCCAUGAUUUCCUCACAUUUACUGACCAAUUAUUUACUUUUAAAGCACUAGGUGAAAUAGGAGAGGCCAUGGACAGGACAAGUUCAUUCUUGACGUUUCCAGCAGUGGCCCCACAUCUGCCUUCUUCAUCCAGGUGUUGAGAGGUGUACACCUCAAAUGUUCCCAUGACUUUUACAAGCUGAAUGUUUUAAAAUAAAGUCAUAACAGAUGGGGCCAAAUUAUACAUAAAGGGAUUUUUGGGGAGUCAACAAAGGGGUAAUAGUUUUUUUUAUUAAGACAAAUGUCGACAGUAACAAAAUGUAAUUAUUUAAAGGAAAAUAAAAGUGGGACGGAUAGACAAGACUCCUCCCACAUAAUAACUUAAUGAUGAGAGCGGUGUGUACUCAGAGCAACACAAGCAUAGAGGGCUUCUGAACCACAAAUGGACCCCUAGCAUCUCUAAACCCUAGGUACACCUGUAAACUAGAGAAGAUUGGAUACAGAGAAGCAUUAUGGUCAUAGCUUCAUCUUGCCUCCAAAUGGGUUUCCUGGAAAUGUCUGCAUAUUCUUCCAGCUAUCCAAGCCUCAGAUCUACAGGAGUGGCAAGGAGUCUAUUUGGAAUUCAAUGAGAGAGAACAAAAGCAACGCGGAGAAAGCAAAGCACCAGCAAACACAUGAUGGGGGGGGGCAGCAGGGGUUAUAUACAGGGAGCCCAUAAAGGUGUGCCUUUGCCAUCAACACAUUAUGGUUAGUAAAUCUAGCUGCUCAAAAGGUUAAAGUAACAUUCCCCACAGUAGUGGGUCUGGCUAGUGUGUAGCUGCAUCAGACAUGGGUUCAAAUACUAUCUGAAAUCUCUUCAAAUACUUUGUUUGCUUUAGCCUGCCU